AUGAGGACACGGUUCAGGGGACAAAAAACCACAAUCGCUUGCUUGGGGCUGCUCCCUAGAAGCAAAUCUGGUAAAUGUGAUAACCUCAAUCGAUCCAAAAAACGCAAACCUGAUGCUGUUUCAUAUUCUCAAAGAAAAUCUCAACGAGUUAUUGGUCAGGCUAAGCCGACUAGCGGUGGAGGUGAUUCCAUCCAAAAAAAUGAUGGCGCAUUAAAAAACGAGAAAUCCAUCGGUUUAUUACGAAGCGAAAAAACUAGGGCUCUUGCGGAUAGAGCUGGAAUUUCUGGUAGAGGCCGACGUGCUACUAAGAGCAACCUCUGCAGUGGUUCUCGAAGCACUUCCGAAGAUUCUGACAGAACUGUAUCCUUGAACCUUUCUCCUGAAAAACGGAAGUAUGGCUUGCGAUGCAAAAUCACUUCAUUUGCCGAGGAUGAUGGUAAAGAUCCUGCUAACCACAAAUCCGAUAAUUCCGGCUCGGCCCUCAUUGCUAAAGUUUCCGAAGAUUCCCAGCCCUCAACUGACGGAUCCUCAUCCAAAAUUAAAGCUCUUGCUUGUUCUCUAGGUACUACUCCUUAUGCUGCUCCCAAAAGUGCUGUUCCGCCAGUCGUUCAGUUGCCAAUGAGUGCUCAUAAUGGAUGUGAAUUAGCUAAUGGGUUUCUUUCCUUUCCAUAUAUGGCUGAUAAUAUCAAAAAGCCUAAUUAUUUGCCGAUGAAAAACAUCUCAUCAAGACCUGCGGACGCACAUACUCGCAGAACUCUUGACAUUGAUCAUGGUAUGUGGGUGUUCGAUUGUCCUAUCGAAUCUUCUGUCGACGUCAUUGAUUUGAAUUAUGAAUUUAGUAGAGAUAAAUGUAUCACUACCUCUAGAUUUGGGACAACAGACGAGGUUCUCCAGGAAAUCUUGGCCGAAUUAAAUCUUACAGGAAAGGUUCCUACUCCAACAAAGCGUUGCUUAUCGAAUACCCACAAUUUAUACACGUCUGAUGAUAAUAUGGAGAUUCAAUAUGAAAAUUCGCUCAUAAAUUUGACUACUGAACAACUUUGGUGCAAUGGUGAUAUCAAUCGUGAACUUGGAUGUAAGGAUGAAUUCUUGGCUUCAGCUGGCUUGUUGCGCCCUUCUGUUUGUGAAGUCUGGAGGAAGCGCCGCGAAGAUAAAACCAAGCAGUUAAGUCGCAGUGUUAUGGGGCGUCUUAGACCAAAUCCAAGACCCAGGAGAUAUUCUGAUAUGAUAUCGCCCCAUGCGACUAACCCGUCAAGCUUAUUAGUAACUCGCACAAAAUGCUAUUAUCGUAAUGAUUCAUUGCGUACACACGGCGUCUCUGCGGCCCGUCUUACUGCAGCUAAAAAACUAAGUUUGGCAAAAUCCCUUCAACAAUCAAAUACUUCUGUUGGUCUUGAAUUUAUUGCUGACACAUCUUUUGAUCCAUCUGCCGAUGUCAAGUCGAAUCCUCAGCUUUCUUCAUUUGAUGUGGCUCGCAGAGAUCGGACGAUCAACGUACGUAUUAAAGCAAGUUCAUCGCGCUCUUCCUCUCCUGUCGACUAUCCAGCUAAUGGGAUUCGAUCUAGGACGCGUAGACGCCCAGAUAUUCGCCACCAUAUUGAUUGGAAGUUUUGUUAUGCCGAACAGAGUCGCCAGUCCAAUUCUGGUUCUGUAGCAUCCACUAACGUAAAGUCAGAUGGAUUUAAAAAGCGUCAAAUUCUUAAUAUGAGCUCCUCUUUAGGCGAGAAACCACGCACUGUAGCUAUAGCGAGGACUUUAGCUGUGCAAAGCAAGCUGGACAAACGUAAGGUGGUGCGGCGCCGAGAUGGCGCUGGGAACUCGGCCGAUGAAGUUGAGAAAGUUGAUUCCCAAUUGUCCAUUGAAAGUGGUGAUAACUCUAAACCUGAUGCAGAAGAAAAUGAUGUUUGCCCUAAAGUGUCUAGAAGCCAUCUUAUCAUCUCACCUAAAAAGGUUCAUUCUGUUUCAUCUCCUAACAAAAGGAUGACUGUUUCGCUUGACAUUACUAGGCGUCACGGCUUGUCAGUUAAACGAAAACGCCUACAGGCCACAGAAUCAAUACUUUCUCUAAGUUCCGAUCAAAGUGACGAUAGUCAUUCUAUUAACGAUGAAAAUGAAUCAGUGAUUCACGCUGACCAAACAGCUCGACACAAGGCUUGUGGGAACCUGGAAAAAAGGUGGCGGGCUGCCACUUAUCGACAGCGCAAUUUAGGCGUUCGUCAAAGAAUUUGUCCAACUAAUGAGCUUAGUAGAGACAAUUCUUCAGUUGCAUCAUCUUCUUCGGCUGCAUCCCAACAUGCAGAAAUAUGUGAUGUGUAUGGGCGUUCAUUUCGCCAAACUCCUUGGUAUGGGAAGCCUACCUCUCAU
Protopolystoma xenopodis is the source of this 2364-nucleotide messenger RNA. The record is from the annotation of a GenBank genome assembly. NCBI's taxonomy places the organism in Eukaryota, Metazoa, Platyhelminthes, Monogenea, Polystomatidea, Polystomatidae.